This is a messenger RNA of Lepisosteus oculatus (spotted gar), 1665 nucleotides long. RefSeq names its product O-sialoglycoprotein endopeptidase-like 1 (gene osgepl1). Gene Ontology annotation, cellular component: mitochondrion. Gene Ontology annotation, biological process: tRNA threonylcarbamoyladenosine modification. Lineage: Eukaryota; Metazoa; Chordata; Actinopteri; Semionotiformes; Lepisosteidae. The record is from RefSeq and is a predicted model, not a curated record.
GGAAAUAUUUACACGGGGGACUAAUUGCCGCUGGACGCAUGAGAGGUUGUGAGAAUUAAUGGAAUUAAGGAUCGGAGAAAAGAAAUAGUCACGGUCGUAUUAAAAUCAUGAGUAGCGUAUGUUAUAUUAUAUAACUCAUGUCACUGUUAUCUUGUUUCGGUGCACGAUUGUGUGGCUUGGCUUUUCAAAGAGCUACUGUUACUGAACCUCAUCAAUGGAAACUAAAAGAAGUGCUUUCUUGGGCUUCAUACAGAACUACAUGUAUUCGUACGGUUAGCCACCAUCGAGUCGUUUUAGGUGUAGAAACCAGCUGUGAUGACACAGGAGCCGCCGUGAUGGAUGAGACCGGUUCAGUCCUCGGAGAAUCUUUAUAUUCUCAGAAAGAAGUGCAUUUGAAAACAGGUGGGAUCAUUCCAACAGUGGCCCAACGACUGCACAGGGAACACAUAACGACAGUGAUCCAGCAGGCCUUGGCCAUGAGUGGAGUUACACCAAACGAGCUAUCUGCUGUUGCAACCACAGUAAAACCGGGUCUAGCACUGAGCCUCGGGGUGGGCCUGGAGUACAGUCUGAAAUUCGUACAGCAGUAUAAAAAGCCAUUCAUCCCAAUCCACCACAUGGAAGCCCAUGCACUGACUGUCAGAAUGAUUCACUCUGUCCAGUUCCCAUUCCUCGUGCUCCUGGUGUCUGGGGGUCACUGUCUACUGGCAGUGGCUAAUGGAAUCGAUGACUUUCUUCUCCUGGGACAAUCACUGGAUGAAGCGCCAGGAGACACUUUAGAUAAAGUAGCAAGAAGACUAUCCCUCAUUAAACACCCAGAGUGCUCCACUUUAAGUGGUGGCCAGGCCAUUGAGCAUUUAGCUAAACAAGGCGACAGGCUUAAGUUUUACUUGAAGUCACCCAUGGGCCAACAUUUGGACUGCAACUUUUCCUUUGCUGGUCUUCGGAACCAAGUGACUCAGGUCAUUAUCAAAAAGGAAGAGGGGGAAGGUGUACAAAUGGGUCAGAUGUUGUCCUGUGCUAAUGACAUUGCUGCUGCAGUGCAGCACACUGUGGCUUCCCAUAUCGCAAAGCGCACCCAUCGUGCGAUACUGUUCUGUAAAGCCAAGGGACUGUUGCCCCAAAACAGCCCCACUCUGGUUGUCUCUGGAGGAGUUGCAAGCAAUCAAUAUAUCAAAAAGACUUUGAAAAUUGUUACGGAUGCAACCGAUUUGACUUUGCUCUGUCCACCCUCAAAAUUUUGCACAGACAACGGUGUCAUGAUUGCAUGGAAUGGAAUAGAGAGACUCCGAGAGGGAAAAGGAAUAUUAAAUCAUAUUGAACACAUCUGCUAUGAGCCAAAGGCUUCAUUUGGGACUGACAUUUCAGGACAAGUGAAGGAGGCAGCCAUAAAGAUUCCACGCUUGAAACUGAAGAUAAGAGACUGAGCUGUUGUUUUUACAAAAAUCAGAAGUAUUUUUCACUGGCAGAUUUUGUAAGCAUUCAAAACUCUGUACUAUAUGGCCCUUCAAAUAUGCUUGAUUUUGUAUAUUAAUGCUUCAAUGUGCAAUUUAUGAAUUCUAAUUUGUACAAAUUGUUGAAACAUGUACUAGAAACAGACAUACAGAUGAGUUUAUGGUUGUUUUGUAAUGCUUUUUAAUAAUAGAAUGUCUGUACUUAAAACUA